This is a messenger RNA of Annulohypoxylon maeteangense, 5248 nucleotides long. RefSeq lists its product as uncharacterized. The record is from RefSeq and is a predicted model, not a curated record. The transcript is spliced from 3 exons. The coding region runs from base 125 to 4648 and encodes 1507 amino acids. Lineage: Eukaryota; Fungi; Ascomycota; Sordariomycetes; Xylariales; Hypoxylaceae.
CGCUUGUGCUUCAACUCCACCCCUUCAACUCGACCUCUAUCAAUAUCGCCUUCAAAGGUCCCAGACCCUUCACCGUAGUCGUUCCUCUCCGGGGUUUAGCUGCAUUCUUGAUUAAUGAGUUCCUAUGGCUGCUGACAGGACAUACUCGCCGUCUUUCGGUGGUCCUCAACCGCAUGAAAGCAAACCCAGUUCCGGUUUCACACCUCUUCCGCCCAUUCGCAGAACUUCAACUAUCGACCUGUUAUCAAGAACGAAGUUUAGUACUGAUGACGACGAUAGGAUUCCAUCACCAGUUGGGGAUUCGGAUAAUGAGAUACCUCCGGUUCCUCCCAUAAAAGAGGACAUGAACUAUCAAAACGGCAAUGGGCAUAUACCUGGCCAGGCACAGGUGAAUCAGGCCAUCGCGCAUCAAAAUCAGCCUCAACACUUCACUCAACCACAUCAACAACAUCACGCCCUCGCCAAUGGCCAGCCCCAAAAUCCCAAUGGGUAUGCAGCUGGCAGAGGAGCUCCUCAACCUAAUGGAUUUCCGCAGCAGAUGAUGGGACGAGGAUCUGCAGGUUCGCAACAUCAAUUCUCAGGUCAAUCAGGCGCAUCGCCUAUGCACGCGCAAAUGGCUGGCAAUCCAAUUCAAAAAUUCCCUCCCAAUAGUCAAUGGAAGCUAGAGGAGUCUCAUCUCUCAGAACCUCUGAUCCAGCACAAACCUCGUCCGGGCGCGAACAGCCCGUCGCCGCAACAACCUAAUUACUAUGCAGCGUAUGAUAAAGAAACUGAAGAUCCGUUACCGACGAUGAAGGGGCAAAGUGCAUCCGGGCCGCGGCCGAGGAAUAACAGCAAUAGCAUACCGCCGGUUUCAGCAGAGCGGUAUCGCGACCUUAACAUUUUCGCUCCUCGUGGUCAUGAUCAAGCCGGGCCUCCCCAUCAACCUAGUCAUCCUCUUUUCCGGGGUGGGCCUCAUGAUGCAGUCAACCAGGUUGGGAGAGGGUCGCAUGACGCCGGACCUAGUAAGGAGAUGGAUGCUCAUGUUGAUGAGGUGUCGGUCUCAAGUACUAAUAGCGAGGAAAGACCCAAGGAUGGUAGACGAGGUUCGGGAUUCUUUAGUCUACCUAACCGUCGUAACACAGGGGAACAAGGGACUGAGCAAAAUGCAUCUGGGAAGGAAAAGAGCUCGUUCUUCGGUGGAGGGGCUAAUCACAGCAAAUACCAGCCGAAGCAGAAGUCCAACCUUAAUCCACCAAAGACUUCUACGUUUGACCAUGAUGACAACCCGGAACAUUCGUCGAUGAAGAAACGGCUAUCUGAGCUCACCGGGAUGAUUAAAGGGGUUGGGAAUGCGAAGGAGGGAGGAGCAAAGGAUGACCAACCCGCCAAGCCCAGCACUGUGCAUCCUUCUACAAGACCUUCAUAUCAGGGCCCCAUGCGAACGCAGACAGGACAAAUGCACCCAAGUCCGUUAGGAGGACCUCCACUUGGGAUAGCACGAAGCAGUACUGGUGGAAUGCGACCUCCGGAAACUCAACAACUUCAGAGUGCUGAGGAGGAACGUGAGAAGAAACCUAUGGGUGGGUUCCUUGGUGGACUUUUCAAUAAGCAGGGAUCCAAAGCACCAGAGUCGAAACAGCAGAACCAGCAGACACCACCGCAGCCUCAACGACCACAGCAACAAAUUGCUAUGCAGCCUAGCCAAUUUAGACCCGGUCAGAUGCCAGCUCCCGGACAACAGUUUCCUCCACAUAGGAUGUAUGCCGGUCAGCAACCUCCUGUCCAGGAGAGCAUACCGGGGCAACAGGGGCAACAGGGACGGCAGCCUAUGGCACCGGGGCAACCUACCGUAACGUCACCUUUAUCGCCCCAGUUUCUCGGGACAGCGCAAAAAGUAAUGAUGCGGAGACCUUCGGAAAUAACUGUCGCUUCUCAGAAUCAACUAGUGGGGGCACCAAUGUCACCUAGCCAACGACCUCAGCUCGGAUUUCAGCAAGGACCACAAGUUAAUAUUCGACCAGCUACUGCGCAAGACAUCGAAGGUAGAAAUACACGUAUACAAUCUGGAGAUGAUGUUUUUUCGGGGCCUGCGUUUUCAAGAGACUCGCCUCACCGUUCACGUCCGUCUUCCCCGGACAUUAGCGGAUCACAAAUCGCAGCCCGAAUCACCCCCAACAGAAAACCCGUCGGGUCUGGUUUCGCGAGACAGGACGGAGCAUCACCUACCUCCUCACCGCAAACCAAAAAUCCGAUGAAAUCUAACGAUCCGUCUCAGCCUGAUAGUACCGAGGAUGAAGAGGUAUUAUCAGGUAGUCAACUUCCAUCUGGUCAGCAAAGCCCUACUCUUGGUAAGUUAGGUCAUGUACGCCAGACGUCUCUUCCGUCCCCAGGACGUCCCCUUAUUACAUCUCAGCCCGGUCAAGGGGGCUUCCAGCCUGGCGUAGGCGGCACACCACUUUCUCUGCAAGGUCCGAUGACCUUCUCGCGAGACCCGCAGCUACAGGGCCAACCGUAUGAAGGCCUUCAGAGACCACGCGGCAUGUCACAGCCGGGUCAGGGGCCGAUCGGCUACGUCUCUUCUCCGUCCGGGUUCAGCCCUCAGGGUCAGAUCUCCCCUAGUUGGAGCCCCAACUAUCCCUUCACUAACCAGCCACAUCCAGGCCACCCGCACCCCAACGCUCAGAGAGUGCCGCGCUUUGUCGCCCUACCCCCGGGCCAACAGGGGACCAUAAUGAAGUUCUUCGGCACCGAUCCUAACGAUGGAAGCAUCCCGGCACAGCCGCCAAAGGAACAGAAGGAGAAGAGCACGAAGGACAAGAUCCUCGGCGCAUUCAAGCGCGUUAGCAAGCAGACUAGUUCUGAUUCUACCGGCUCUCCGAAGCCUGAGAAAACACAACAUCACAAGCCACCGCCGGGACAUUCGACACCACCGUCGAUAGCUAGACCGCAACAGCCAAGCCAGCCGAUAUCGCAGAAUCCGGCGCCUAUGAUGCGGCCACCGAUUAGUGGACCAUCACCAGCUGGACCUCUGGGCCCGAUGAGCAAUUUACCACCGCAGGGCCCAAUAACGCCUGGUCACGGUCGCGGGGCGCCCGGGUCGCAAGCGCCUUACGGACCGAUGAACCCGCCAACGAUGACGGGAGCCGGACGAGGUAGUCCAAUGCCUCCAUCGCCAGCAGGUCGUGGACAGGAGCCUCAAGCAGGAGGGUUGAAGCCGCAGCACGUCGUCGAGCAGCGUCGGAGGUCAGCGCAAAACUUGGAACGGCAGUACGAUGAUGUCCCUAUCCCGCGCGGCUACGAAGCUGUCCACGGGUACGGAAACGCGGGCAUGAUAGCACCGUCGCCGUAUAACGUCGGACGACCCAGUCCGCCUCCCGCGUCGCAUCAGCAGUUCCAGUCUUUUGGUCCGCAGGGGAUGCAGCAACAGCAGCAGUGGAGUCAACCGCCGUCUAUUAAACGCAACGAAGGUUCUGAAUCAAGCACGCCGACGCCAUCGGAUCAAGGCACGUUCUUGGAUAUGGCGCCGACACCACCUUCUAGGCCAUCGCAGGACGAGUUCCGAUAUGACCGCCAAGCACCACCUCCCGUACCCCCGCAAUUCCUACGUCAGCAACCCCAACCCGCAGACCGCGGGCCGAAUCUCCCCCAAAGACCAGAAGUGCAAAUACAGACACAAACACCAAGCAGUUCGAACUGGGGCAGCGCACCCGACAGCGCGCGCAGCGGCCCCCGCAAACAAGAUGGUCCCAUCCUAGGCGGAUCCCUACAAUCCAAGCCCUCAGACCCGAACGUCUCGCCACCCAGCGACAACGACGACGUCCAGCGACCGCAACAUCAACACAUCGCCACCGCAAUGAGCAACAGCCCCGCACACCCACCGAUCCUACAACCAGGUAUCCCACAAGCAGGCCCCAUAACCACAAACACAAACAUACCCAACCAACGCGCCUUCUCUCCCACCAGCGCCCCAAUGCAACCCCCGAACCCCAGCCCACCAACCCUCUACACGACACCCGACCCCGAGCCCCAACAACCGACACGUCUCGUGAGCAAAAUGUCCGCGACCGAGCCCCUGCGCAACGCAUCCCUAAGCCCCGACCUCGCAGCCGCGCGCGCCGCGAGCGUGAGUCCGGAGCCUGGCGCGGGGAUGGGGAUGGGUGGUGCAGUGAGGGUGCCGUUCCACCAGGUAUCGAGCGCGAGUUUGAACGUGAAUGUGGAGCGGGCGAAUGAGGUUGCGAGGGGAGAUGAUGGUGGGGAUUUAUACGGGGCUACGCCGCGGGUUGGGAGUGCGAUGGGGUAUAACACACAAGCGAUGGGAGGUGUAGUCGGAGGGCAGCAGGAUGAGAAUAUCAAGUACGCGGGCUCGGAACGGAGUCGGAGUACUGUUAACGGCGUCGCGCCUUCUGUUGUUGGGAUGGGAGUCGGGCUCGGGGUCGGGUUGGUGGUUGAUGCGGCGGAGAGCCAGAGGGGGUCGGACGAUUCGUCGUUUUCAGAGAAGCAGGUUUCGAGUAAUAUGGAUUCCGAGGAGAAGAUUUUGGUCGAACAGCCGGUUGAGUUGGCGGCUGUUAAUGAUGACGAUGAUGGGAUCCCGGUUAUGAGCGCUACGUCGUACCCUGGCCAAGAGUGGAAUCCGUAUGGGGCGGGGGAGUUUGGGGAUUGGGAUUAGGGGGAGUGAGAGUGUUGGUGGUGGUGGGUGAGUUGAGUGGUAGGUAUAAAUAUGGCAGUGUCUACUCAGUAGAGAGGUGCUUGUCGAUGGGAUUUUGAAGAUAUUUGAUGGAUAUGGAUAUGGAUACCAAACAGACGAAACGAAGCGGAGCGAAGCGAUGGAGAAAAGGGGCAAUCACAUCUAGCAUAUUUCACAUCGGCGGCCAUCUGGAUUGGAACUUUUAAGAUUCGAGAUCUAAUCGGUUUACAUACAUCCCUAUUUUCUUCUGGCAGUUCUCGAGAUUUCAAUGUUUAGGUACAUGUCUGGUGGAACAGAGCGGAUACAUAUCGGUAUACUCGACGCUUUUGUUGCUGUUUCUUCUGUUCUACGCUGUCAGGUACUUUACUUACAUACCCCGGUGGAAGUUUAUUUAUUACCUGAUUUAUGAGGUGAAGCGAGACGAGAUAGGAUCAGUUAAUUGAAAUGGUGAAAAGUUGAUAUUUAUCUAUGUUAAUAUAAACAACUAAGUACCCCUAUUAGAGGUAUCUAAAGUUACCGUAAUUCGAUUCCAUUUAAUGGACAGCUAGUACAAGAGACAUCGAAAUAGGGGCAUUCUUUCCC